UUUACCAUUACUUAUUUUAAAUGGGUCCGUUUUACAAAAUGCAUACAUUAAUACAAAAAAUGUCCCAGUACAAAUAUUUGCCUAUUAAAAGAUACAUUUUACGCAUCCGUUUCUCAUGGUUGGCAUUUCUCCUACAGUUUACACUAUAUUCCACCUGGACAGCAUGAUGGGAAACAGCUGGGCACUGGCCAUAUUGAUUUUACUGGUUAUCCUCAUCUCAUGUCCAAUGGAGUCAGACUGUGAAGAGGAAUUCUACAACUCAAAACUGCAGUUCAGACAAGACUACCUCAGCGGUGAUUUAACUCAUUCCAAGAGGUACAGCGACAUCGACUAUGACACCUUUGUGGGUCUGAUGGGCAGGAGAAGUGCAGCAGACAUGGAUGGCGUCUUUCUCGGCCUCCUGGGUCGCAGGAGCUCCAGGUCAGCCAUUCCUCAGCCCUGGGGAGAGGAAUACCCACAGCCAAGAGGAGGAAUUCUCAUCAACAAUGGGAGACUGAGGCACGUAAGGACUUUUACAUAAAAUGACCACACCAAACAUUACAAAAACAACACUUAAGUCAUCUCAGUGAUUGAGACCCAUACAUGUUAGAGACCAUUAUGGUCGAAUAUGGAGUGAAUUGAAUAUUCAUAAAUGAAUUCUCUAACAG
Messenger RNA from Oncorhynchus kisutch (coho salmon), 647 nucleotides. RefSeq lists its product as uncharacterized. Bases 116 to 520 code for a protein of 134 amino acids. NCBI's taxonomy places the organism in Eukaryota, Metazoa, Chordata, Actinopteri, Salmoniformes, Salmonidae. The transcript is spliced from 4 exons. The record is from RefSeq and is a predicted model, not a curated record.